GAACUAGAACCCCUUAAAUUACCAUCUACUGCCGAACCUCAUGAAUCUUCAACUGUAUCCACUCAAACCUUGUCCUCUGUCGAACCCCCUCAGUCACCACUAACACUAUCCACUCAAACAUGGUCUCCACCUCAGUUACAACUAACUGGAUCUGGACCACUUCAAAUAGCAUCUUCUGCAGAACCCCCUGAUGUAGCCGCCGAGCAAUCUCUCGGUCACAUGACACCCACAGAGUCCUCGAGCAGUCUCUCCGUCAAGUCUUGGUCCACCGCUGAACUCACUCAUUUGCAAAUAACUGUAUCUGGACUAUCAUCUACUGCUGAAUCCCCUAAAUCUACAUCUGGACCUCAAAUAUUGCAACAAGUUACUACUGAUGAAGCUGCACUGACUGUGCCAGGUUUAUUAGCAGCACUUCUGGUGAGCAAAAAGCUUACGGAUGAAGACAGUGAUGAUGUCACGGAUGGGGAAGUUUCACCUGAUGAACAUCCUGGGGGAUGUGGGGGGGCUCCUUCUUCCGCUGAUGAUGAAAAAGAAACCUACCAUUUUGUUAAAGAGCCGUCACGUGAUUACUUCUGCCCAAUACUAUAUGAACUGCUUCUCGAACCUCACCUGACACAAUGUUGUGGUCAACAUUUCUCUGAAAGAGCCGUUGAGCAACUGAAAAGGCGCAUUAGGCCUUGCCCAAUGUGUGCCAUGCCAUUGGUCACAAUAAAGGACAUUCACUUCCGUCGUAAAGUGCGAGAGCUCCCAGUGUUUUGUCCAAAUAAGAACAAGGGGUGUAAAUGGGUCGCAGAGGUCUCUGCUGUUAAGGAGCAUAUGGAAGUGUGUCCCUGGAAGUUUUCAAGUUUGAGGCCAGAUGGUGAGGAAAGUGGAGAUAUUUGUGUUCCUGACAAUAGUAUAGUUGUCCACACUGGAACAGUUUUUGGUACAGGACUGCAUGGAAAUGUAAUUGAGGUAGCAUACAGAGGAAGCACUAUCCGUGCUGCAAAAAAGUACUAUUGUGCAGACAGAGCUGCCUUAUUAAAAGAUUUUGGCCAAGAGAAGUUACUCUGCAGCAUUCGACAUGCAAAUCUUGUUGCAUACUGUGGAGUAGGGUCACUAGCUAGUGAUCAAUCCCCCGUUGUUUUAAUGGAAAAAAUGGCCAUGAACUUAACUACGUUUUUG
Messenger RNA from Geodia barretti, 1164 nucleotides. Lineage: Eukaryota; Metazoa; Porifera; Demospongiae; Tetractinellida; Geodiidae. The record is from the annotation of a GenBank genome assembly.